Dictyostelium discoideum AX4 is the source of this 1179-nucleotide messenger RNA. RefSeq lists its product as hypothetical. Bases 1 to 1179 code for a protein of 392 amino acids. Gene Ontology annotation, molecular function: ATP binding; protein kinase activity; myosin light chain kinase activity. Lineage: Eukaryota; Evosea; Eumycetozoa; Dictyosteliales; Dictyosteliaceae. The record is from RefSeq and is a predicted model, not a curated record. The transcript is spliced from 4 exons.
AUGUUGAAAUUAUUUAAGAGGAUUGGCAGAAAGAAAGAUAGUAAAAUAGAAGAUUUCUAUGAGUUUGGACCUGAAAUUGGUAGAGGAGCAUUUUCAAUAGUUAGACAGGGUACACAUAAAGAUACAGGUGAUCAAGUUGCAAUCAAAGCAAUAUCUAAACAACAUGUUAGUGAAGCUGAUAUGAAACGUUUCACAAGGGAAAUUGAAAUUAUGAAGAAAUUAAAACAUAAAAAUAUUAUACAACUCAUCGAAGUUUUCGAUUCAAAUGAUUAUCUUUAUUUAGUUUUAGAAUUAAUUAGAGGAGGUGAAUUAUUUGAUAAAAUUGUAGAGAAAGGUAAUUAUUCCGAAAAGGAUGCUUGUAAUUUAGUUAGACAAAUUGUAUCAGCAGUUGAAUAUAUGCAUCAACAUGGUGUUUGUCAUCGUGAUUUAAAACCAGAGAAUCUUUUAUGUUCUGGUGAUGAUGAAAAAGAGGAAAUUGUUAGAAUCGCUGAUUUUGGUCUUAGUAAAAUAUUUGAAGGUGGUGAAGAACUUAAAACUGCAUGUGGUACUCCUGAUUAUGUUGCACCAGAAAUUUUAGAAUGUAAACCAUAUGAUACAUCAGUUGAUAUGUGGAGUAUUGGUGUUAUAACAUAUAUAUUGUUGUGUGGUUUUGCACCAUUCUAUGCGGAUACUCACCAUGAACUAUUUCAAAAGAUUUUAGAUUUAGAAUAUGAUUUCCCUGAACCUGAAUGGAAUGGUAUUACAGAUUUAGCAAAAGAUUUCAUUUCACAAUUAUUAAUUAUAAAUCCUGAAGAAAGAUGGACUGCUUCUCAAUGUAUUAAACAUCCUUGGUUAGCUGAAAACCAUGGAGAUAAAGAAUUAAAAUCAUUGGAUUCAGCAAUUUCUUCAAUGAAAGAUUAUGUUAGAAAUAGAGAAGCAUCAACAUCUAAUAUUUUAAAAAUGAGAGCAUCACAAUCAACACCAAAUUUACAUUCCGCCAAUAGUAAUACAAAUACAAAUAGUUUAAGUAGUAGUAAUAGUAAUAAUACAACCAGUAAUAGUAAUAAUAAUAAUAAUAAUAAUAGUAAUAAUAGUAAUAAUAAUAAUAACAAUAGUAAUAAUAAUAAUAAUAUUAAUAAUAAUAAUAAUAAUAAUAAUAAUAAUAAUAAUAAUAAUAAUAAUAAUAAUAAUAAUAUAUAG